Messenger RNA from Metopolophium dirhodum (rose-grain aphid), 2098 nucleotides. RefSeq names its product TAR DNA-binding protein 43-like. Lineage: Eukaryota; Metazoa; Arthropoda; Insecta; Hemiptera; Aphididae. Gene Ontology annotation, biological process: regulation of gene expression. The record is from RefSeq and is a predicted model, not a curated record. Gene Ontology annotation, cellular component: nucleoplasm. The coding region runs from base 293 to 1507 and encodes 404 amino acids. Gene Ontology annotation, molecular function: RNA binding. The transcript is spliced from 5 exons.
UGUAGUUGUAGUCUUGUACGGCACUACGACUGUACGUUUCCGACGUUUGUGCCUACUGCCUACUACUUUGUAGUCCGUACUCUGUGAACUGCGUAGCCUACCCUGAGGCCCUGCUCGUCUUUGGGCUACGAUAAUUGAUAUCUUAGCGUACUGCGUUUGUGCGUCGGUUCAUUAGUAUCUUAAUCUUACGCACUUUUGUUUACGUGUUUUUACUUCAGUGGCCAGUUGUACUCCAAUCGCUAUAAGUCACUCGAAUUUACCGCAUUGGUGCAUUUUCCGUUUGGUCAACGCCAUGUCGUUCGUCCAAGUUUCCGAAACAAACGACGGUGAUAAAGAGGUGGUGGACUUGCCGUUGGAAAAAGAUGGCACCCUCUUGUUGUCCACGCUUCGUGCACAAUAUCCGGACGCUUGUGGCUUAAAGUACGUAGCUCCGGAUAAUGGCCGAACUCGAGCUCUACGGCUUGCCGAUGAUAAGCUACAUCCACCUACUGAUGAUGGGUGGGGCGACAUUGUAUACUUUUGUUCAUUCAACAAGGAUAAUGGACAGAAAAGGAAAUUGAACGAAGAAUUUGAAAGUGAUGUUGAGCGAGCAUCCAAGGAUCCCAAGUCUGAGGCAACAUCAACAGCUUGGAAGAAUCGUGAUUUACUUGUGCUCGGUUUACCAUGGAAAACGACUGAUGAGGACUUAGAAAGUUACUUUAGUAAAUACGGUGAACUGCGCAUGGCACAAAUUAAAAAGACAACUGAUGGUAGAUCAAGAGGUUUUGGAUUCAUACGAUUUAAAGAACAAGAAUCUCAAGUGCGGUCAAUGUUAGAUUCUCAUGUGAUAAAUGGAAGGAGAUGUGAGAUAAAAAUUCCAAACAUUAAGGAUGCAUUUAUAAAUGAAGCGCCCAAGAAAAUAUUUGUGGGGCAACUGACUGAAAGUAUAACUCAAGAAGAUCUAGAAGACUAUUUUAAAAAAUUUGGAGACAUUGUUGAAGUGUUUGUUCCUCGUCCAUUUAAAGGGAUUGCCUUUGUUUCAUUCACCAAACCAGAUGCUGCACUCACUGCUCUUGACCAGGAUCAUACUAUCAAAGAUAUUCGUCUCAGUGUGUCUGUUGCUAUGCCUAAAGAUAAGGAUCAAAGGUCACGUGGUGGACGCAGUAGUGGCGGCGGCGGUGGUGGUGGUGGAGGUGGAAGUGGUGGAAACCCAUAUGGUGGUCGUAUGAGAGGAAGUCGAGAUUCCUACAGUAGUCGUGAUCACUACUAUGAUAAUGGUGGUUGGGAUGAUUAUGACCGAGGCAGUAGUUAUUCAGAUCGUUAUAGAAAUAGUCGUUAUGAUAGAAAACCAUAUGAUAGCGGCAGAUCUUACAAUUCUGGGCAAGUAUGGAGAAAAAACGAAUAUUCUGAUUCAUCGUCUGUAUCCCAAUCUAAAGAUGUUGGUGGCCAGUUUGAUCCGAAUUUAGUAGCUGCAGUUGUAGAAAAGACAGUGAGAGGAGUAAUUGGAAAUAUGAGCAAAUAUGAAUAAUGUACCUAAAUAAAUUCAAUCUCAUCUUAUUAGGUAUAUGUAUUUUGACUUAUAAUUUUAAUUUUUAAUGACUUAUAAUUGUAUUACAAUUUAAACUGAGUACUUAUUUAAAUUUUCUUAUUAAUUGUCAAAAUCACUUAACAAAUUUAUCAUUUGUUUAAUAUUUGUGAUAAUCAAAAUCUUAAAAAAAAACAAGAUGUACACAUUAAUAAUCAUUAAGCUUAAGUUUUAGUAUAAUAUAUAUAUUAAUAUGUGAGAUAAAAUAUUUUUUUUUUCACAAAAUAUUUUAAGUAUUUUACUAUUUUGUUAUUUUUUUUUUCAAGUAGUGAUUUUUUCAACUAUUGUAAUGACAUUAAUUCUCUUUGAGUGUACAUCUAUAUUAUAUUCAAUAUUUUAUCUUUGCAUUAGUAUUGUUUUUUUACCAAAUACUACGAUGCCAUUUAACUUGAUUCAUUCUGUUGUCAAUACACAUUAUAAUAUAUGAUAACAAAUUUAAAAAUGGUUUAAGCUGAAACAUUGUUUGAUGGAUAACUUGAACUCAAAUUGAUUUACUGAUACUUACAAUAAAAUGCUGAAAUAAUGUUAAAUACA